CGCCCGGUGGCCAGGACCGACCCCGCCUUGUCUGCCCUCCCCCCCUGCGGUGCUGUGCGGUGCGCUGCGCGGGGCGGCGCGGCCCGGCUCUCCACCCAUGGUGGAGGCGAUAGUGGAGUUUGACUAUAAGGCUCAACACGAGGAUGAGCUGACAAUCAGCGUGGGUGAUAUCAUCACCAACAUCAGGAAGGAGGAUGGAGGCUGGUGGGAAGGACAGGUCAAAGGCAGAAGAGGUUUGUUCCCUGACAACUUUGUAAGAGAGAUAAGGAAGGAGGUGAAGAAAGAGAACCUCUCCAGCAAGCCAACCGAGAAGACGAUGCACGACGCAGCCAAUGGAAGCUCUUUGUUGUCUUCUGACACCAUCAUUAGAAGCAAGAGAGGAGAACGAAGCCGCCGGCGGAGGUGCCAGGUGGCCUUUAGCUAUCUGCCUCAGAAUGACGACGAGCUGGAAUUGAAAGUCGGGGAUAUCAUAGAGGUGGUUGGAGAAGUGGAGGAAGGAUGGUGGGAAGGUGUCCUGAACGGGAAGACUGGAAUGUUUCCUUCCAACUUCAUAAAGGAACUCUCUGGAGAGUCUGACGAUCUUGGGAUCACCCAGGAGGAGCAACUCAUAAAGCCAAGAAAGACUGCCUUUGAAGGGACAAUUCUGUACAGGAUGGCACCCGCAAAGAUUGACAGCUACAGACGCUAUAACAGCCUGAGGGAAACCACGGGUUCGGAGAGUGACGGCGGGGAUUCGAGCAGCACCAAAUCGGAAGGCGCCAACGGAAUGGUCACGACCGAAAUCCAACCGAAAAAGAUCAGGGGGGUCGGAUUUGGCGACAUUUUCAAAGACAAACCAAUAAAGCUGAGGCCGAGGUCGAUAGAAGUAGAAAAUGAAUUCCUGCCAGUGGAGAAGACCGUCGGGAAGAAGUUACCUCCAGCAACAGCAACUCAGGAGCCGACCAAGAUAGAAAUGGACAGCAGAACAAAGGCCAAGGAUUAUUGCAAAGUAAUCUUUCCAUACGAAGCACAGAACGACGAUGAAUUGACAAUCAAAGAAGGUGACAUCGUGACCCUUGUUAAUAAGGACUGCAUCGAUGUAGGCUGGUGGGAAGGGGAGCUGAACGGCAGGCGAGGAGUGUUUCCAGACAACUUUGUCAAGCUCCUGCCCUCGGACUUUGAGAAGGAAGGGAACAGACCUAAGAAGCCUCCUCCUCCGUCGGCUCCUGUCAUCAAACAAGGCGCAGGCACAACUGAGAAAAAACAUGAAAUUAAGAAGACACCCCCUGAAAGACCAGAAUAUCUUCCAAACAGAACAGAAGAAAAAGAAAGACCAGAGAGAGAGCCAAAACUGGUGGACUUGCAGAAGCCGUCCGUUCCUGCCAUACCUCCAAAGAAACCUCGGCCCCCCAAGACCAACUCCAUGAGUAGACCAGGAGCUCUUCCCCCAAGAAGGCCGGAAAGACCAGUCGUGCCUCUGACACACAACAGGAGUGACAGUCCCAAAAUUGAGUUGGGGAUUACACUGGCCAGUCCCCCCGACAAGGACCUCCCGGAAAGAAGCAAUGACAUCGACCUAGAAGGUUUUGACUCCGUGGUGUCAUCCGCUGAGAAACUCAGCCACCCAACCACCACCAGACCCAAAGCCACUGGCCGAAGACCCCCAUCUCAGUCCCUCACAUCUUCUUCCCUUUCGAGUCCUGAUCUCUUUGACUCUCCAAGUCCCGAAGAAGAGAGAGAAGAGCACAUUUCUCUUGCACACAAAGGAACAGACGUGUCAAAGAAAACAUCAAAGACUGUUACCAUAUCACAAGUGUCGGACAACAAAGCCCCCCUGCCUCCGAAACCGGGAAGCGUGGCCCUGAGCGCAAGCGGCAUGCAAGCCCCACCGGCCCCAGCUCUCCAUUCUGGGCCCACGGGGCCCACGGGCCACAGGUCCAACUCCCCGUUGCUCUUCAGCGCCGAAGGAAAGCCAAAGACUGAGCACUUGAGCCAUGGUCAGUCAGCCAUGGAGGAGCUGAGGACGCAGGUCAAGGAGCUGAGGAGCAUCAUUGAAAUGAUGAAAGACCAGCAAAAAAAAGAGAUAAAACAGUUGUUAUCUGAAUUAGAUGAAGAGAAGAAGAUCCGUCUUAGAUUGCAGAUGGAGGUAAACGAUAUAAAGAAAGCCCUUCAAUCAAAAUGAGCGGUCGGUCGAUGACGGAAGGGUAAACAUCAUUCAUCGUGAGUGAUUCUGAGACUCAAAUUUAUGCCCCAGCCAAAAUAACUCUGUGCCAAAAUGAAUUAAGGUUUGCCUCAACAUUUCUCCGACGGAAGGAUUAGCACAAAUGUUUUUUGACAGCACAACACAAAUUCCACCCCAAAAGAAAAGAGUCCACCCGGGGUGUGGUCUCAUCGUUACGCACUGGUUGUGACUUCCACUGAACGGAUUGUGCUAAAGGCUUCUCUACUUCAAGAUCACAAAUGAAAUGAAAACUCAGGCAGUUUAGUGCAUAGUGGUACUAUUUUGAUGAUAUUUUCCAUAAAUAAAAUGUAUUUCAGAUUA
Molecule: messenger RNA, 2521 nt
Organism: Ornithorhynchus anatinus (platypus)
Lineage: Eukaryota; Metazoa; Chordata; Mammalia; Monotremata; Ornithorhynchidae
Gene: SH3KBP1
Product: SH3 domain containing kinase binding protein 1
Exons: 19
Coding region: 98-2161 (687 amino acids)
Biological process (GO): regulation of actin filament polymerization
Molecular function (GO): protein binding
Source: RefSeq, a predicted model, not a curated record